This is a messenger RNA of Temnothorax curvispinosus, 1160 nucleotides long. It is a transcript of the gene eIF3f1, whose product is annotated as eukaryotic translation initiation factor 3 subunit F. The coding region runs from base 64 to 921 and encodes 285 amino acids. Gene Ontology annotation, molecular function: translation initiation factor activity; translation initiation factor binding; metallopeptidase activity. The transcript is spliced from 5 exons. Gene Ontology annotation, biological process: translational initiation. Gene Ontology annotation, cellular component: eukaryotic translation initiation factor 3 complex, eIF3m. NCBI's taxonomy places the organism in Eukaryota, Metazoa, Arthropoda, Insecta, Hymenoptera, Formicidae. The record is from RefSeq and is a predicted model, not a curated record.
CUUGCCGGGGACGGUGUUUGCGCGAUCCAGACGCGUUCUUUCCGAUUUUUCCGUGCCGUAAACAUGGCGCUUAACCUCACCGUCAAGGUGCAUCCCGUGGUUUUAUUUCAAAUCGUGGACGCGUACGAACGACGAAAAGCGGAAUCCAUGCGCGUUAUCGGCACUUUACUGGGUACCGCGGAGAAGGGGAUCGUCGAGGUAACCAACUGCUUUUGCGUGCCGCACAAGGAAUCCGAGAGCCAGGUGGAGGCCGAUCUCACAUACGGCAUGGACCUGUACGACUUGAAUCAUCGAGUCAACGCGCAAGAGAAUAUCGUCGGUUGGUGGGCCACCGGCAACGAGGUCACUACACACUCGUCCGUUAUCCACGAAUAUUAUGUACGAGAGUGCAAUAAUCCGGUGCAUUUGACUGUUGACACUACGUUGGCGAAUACAACGAGAAUGGGGAUCAAAGCUUACGUUUGUGUCCCGUUGGGUGUGCCUAAUGGCAAGCAAGGCUCCAUGUUCACUCCGGUCAAAGUUCAGAUUGCCUGCUAUGAGCCAGAAGUGGUAGGAUUGCAACUGUGUUCAAAGACUCAAGUGCCAUCUCACGCACAAGCGUCUGGAAUAAAAUCUGCCGGAGGGAUAGAACCCAUGAUGGAUCUUGCGCAAGUCUCUGAGGCUUGUUCCAAGCUUUCUUUAAUGUUGGAACAAGUAUUGGCAUACGUUGAUGAUGUUCUAGCAGGGAAACAGCUGCCAGAUAAUCAAGUGGGCAGGGCCCUUUUGGAUAUGGUACAUUCCGUGCCGAAAAUGACGAGCGAUCAAUUUGACGAUAUGUUUAAUAGCAAUGUUAAAGAUCUGUUGAUGGUUGUUGCGUUAUCUCAAUUGAUAAAAACGCAGCUGCAACUCAACGAGAAACUUACUCUGCUUACGACUCUAUGAUCAAGAGCGUUUGACUCUUCACGUUAUACAUAGCACACAAGAAAAUCAAUAAUAAUAGUCCACUCCUGAUAUGUUUCAAUUAUUUUUAAUACGAUUGAUUGGAAUUACAACAGUAGCUUGUAAAAUUGCGAUUGUAAUUAUAUAAAGUGUAAAAAAUGCGUCAUUGAAUGAUACAAUUAUAUGUACAAUAUGCAUGAAUAAUUACAAUUAUAACAAUAAUAAAUACAAAUUAUUUACUA